This is a messenger RNA of Penicillium paradoxum, 240 nucleotides long. RefSeq lists its product as uncharacterized. The transcript has 3 exons. The coding region runs from base 1 to 240 and encodes 79 amino acids. The record is from RefSeq and is a predicted model, not a curated record. NCBI's taxonomy places the organism in Eukaryota, Fungi, Ascomycota, Eurotiomycetes, Eurotiales, Aspergillaceae.
AUGCCUCUUGUCGUUCCUGGAAUCAACACCUCGAUGGGCGACAAGUCCGAGUGGAUCAACAAGCUGAUGGGAAAGACGAUCAGCGACACCAGCAAUGAAACAAAUUUUGCAAAGAAAGACCUUCCCGAAUGUCACCGGGUAUUGAAGCCGGAUGAUAUGAAGACCAUGGAUCAUAACCCGAAUCGACUCAAUGUUCAUGUCGACGGCGAGGGUGCUGUUCGUGAUGUGAAUUUCGGCUAG